AUGCUAGUGCGUAAUAAUCAGCUGAUAAACGAUGAUUUAUGGAUUCGUAAUGGAAAAAUAAUGUAUCCACAAGAUAUUUUUUUUAAAGAGAAACGUAAAGCAGAUUAUUGUUUUGAUUGUAAGGGAGCAAUCAUUUCACCAGGUUAUAUAGAUUUACAAAUUAAUGGUGGAUUUGGUUAUGAUUUUUCAUUUCCGGAUGAAAGUACUGCAGAAAAAGAUAUUCUAUUAGAAGUAGCAAAAGAGUUACCAGCAUAUGGAACAACUGCAUUUUGUCCGACAAUAGUUACCUCACUACCUGAGACUUAUAAAAAAUUAUUGCCAAGAUAUCAAAGACGAAAAGGUUCAGCAAAAGACGGAGCCACAGUUUUAGGUGUUCAUGUUGAAGGUCCAUUUAUAGAUCCUACUAAACACGGUGCUCAUCGAACAGAUUUUUUAAGACAAGUUCCAAACGGCAUGGACGAUAUAUUAGAUUGUUAUGGAUCAUUAGAUAAUGUUAGUAUUAUAACGAUUGCACCUGAAAUUCCUAAUGUGCUUGAACAUGUCAUUCCAAGACUUGUAGAUGAGUAUGGUAUUAUUGUUUCAUUAGGUCAUUCAUUAUCGAAUCUAACCGACGGUGAAAAGGCUGUCUGUGCUGGUGCAAGAUUUAUCACACAUUUAUUCAAUGCUAUGUCCUCAUUUCAUCAUCGUGAUCCUGGUCUCAUUGGUCUAUUAACAAGCCAUCAGUUGUCAUCUUCGACACCAGUUUAUUAUGGCCUCAUUGUCGACGGUAUUCAUACGCAUUCGGCAGCAGUUCGUCUCGCACAUUGCGUUCAUCCAAAUGGUUUAGUUUUAGUCACAGAUGCAGUGAUAGCACUAGGUUUUUCUGAUGGUGAAUAUAAUUUAGGUGAAAAUAAAAUUACUGUCAAAGGUAAACGUGCAACAAUUUGUGGAGAAGAAACAUUAGCUGGUAGUAUCGCUUCAAUGUCUGACUGUGUUAAAUAUUUUCGUCAAGCACUGUUAGAUGGCGAAACAAAUAAUAGUAUUUAUAUUAAACAUCACCCACAAAAUGAAAAACAUCGGUUUGUUGUCGAAGCAAUUAAUAGUGCUACUUUACAUCCAGCACAAGUGUUAAAAAUUGAUAAACAAAAAGGUACACUAAAUUAUGGUGCAGACGCGGAUUUUAUUUUACUGGAUCAUGAUUUGAACGUAUUAGCAACUUAUAUUGGCGGUGAUCAAGCAUGGUGUAUAAAUGAUGAAUGGUCAAAUGAAAAAUUAUUAAUUAAAGACAAUGAACAAAAAGAAAAAGAAAACCUUCCUUGUUAG
This is a messenger RNA of Didymodactylos carnosus, 1302 nucleotides long. Lineage: Eukaryota; Metazoa; Rotifera; Eurotatoria; Philodinida; Philodinidae. The record is from the annotation of a GenBank genome assembly.